ACGGGGUCAGGUCUCAUCAUGGCGGCUGAGGAGGCGGAUGUGGAUAUCGAAGGGGAUGUGGUGGCAGCAGCGGCACAGCCGGGAAGUGAUGAAAAUACAGCAUCAGUUUUACAGCAAGAACACUAUCUUGACUCAUCGUGGAGAAAUGAGAAUGGCCUUAUUCCUUGGACUCUGGAUAGCACCAUCAGUGAAGAGAACAGAGCUGUCAUUGAAAAAAUGUUAUUGGAAGAAGAGUAUUAUCUAUCUAAAAAAUCGCUUCCAGAAAAAUUGUGGCUUGAUCAGAAGGAGGAUAAUAAAAAAUACAUAAAGAGUCUACAGAAAACAGCAAAAAUCAUGGUACACUCUCCUACUAAACCAGCCAGUUACUCAGUAAAGUGGACGAUAGAAGAAAAAGAGCUGUUUGAACAAGGGCUGACUAAAUUUGGCCGAAGGUGGACCAAAAUUGCAAAGUUAAUUGGAAGCCGCACUGUUUUACAAGUGAAGAGUUAUGCCAGACAAUACUUUAAAAAUAAGGUAAAAUGGGGUCCGGAGAAAGAAACACCAAAUCAGAAAAGCAGCAGUGAUCUUCAGGUUAAAAGUGAAGACAAAGGGACAGAGGCAUGGAUACCAUCAUGUUUAAGGGGACAUGCUAAUCCCAACUUGAAUGCUGUAAAAAUUGAAAAAUUAUCUGAUGAUGAAGAAGUAGACAUCACAGACGAGGUGGAUGAAUUCACUUCUGAAACACCCCAGAAGAAUUCUAACAGUGGUCUCUUAUUAGACAUUCCUAGUGGUAGUAGUAUGCAUGAAACCAAUCAAGGAGAAUGCAUUGCAUCUGAUAGCCAGGAAGACCCCUUUUUUAAAUCUUCCAGGGAAUAUCUUAAGAAUCUAAAGCAAGAUGAAAUGGAAACACUUUCAGGCUCACAGAUUACAUUACAGACUGACGAACCGAGCAACAAUGACAAAAAAUCAGUUGAAUUAAAAGAUGAGAAAUGUAAUAAACCAAGUCAGAACUAUAACAGGCAUGAUGGAAAUGCACUGAUAGAUGAUUGUAGUCAGUGGCCUUCUCUUGAGCCUUGUGCAAAUAAAGAUUUGAGUGACAAUGAAAUGCUUUUUCAUUCUUCUUGUCAUGUUGUGGAGGAAAGCCAUGAGGAAGAAGAGCUUAAGCCACCAGAACAAGAAGUAGAAAUAGAUAGAAAUACCAUUCAAGAAGAAGAAAAACAAGCAAUUCCUGAGUUUUUUGAGGGGCGUCAAGCUAAAACACCAGAACGCUAUUUGAAAAUUAGAAAUUACAUUUUGGAUCAGUGGGAGAUAUGCAAACCGAAAUACUUAAAUAAGACCUCAGUACGUCCUGGCCUGAAGAACUGUGGGGAUGUUAAUUGUAUUGGACGGAUUCAUACAUACCUCGAAUUGAUAGGAGCAAUCAAUUUUGGAUGUGAACAGGCUGUAUAUAAUAGGCCACAACCAGUUGAUAAAGUGCGAAUCAGAGACAGAAAAGAUACUGUAGAAGCAUAUCAACUUGCCCAGCGUCUGCAGUCUAUGCGCACAAGAAGGCGUAGGGUCCGAGACCCAUGGGGAAACUGGUGUGAUGCAAAGGACUUAGAAGGACAGACAUUUGAGCAUCUCUCUGCUGAGGAAUUGGCAAAAAGAAGAGAAGAGGAAAAAUGCAAACCUGUUAAAUCUUCAAAAGUGUCAAGAGCAACAAAAAGCUCAUUUGAUCCUUUCCAACUGAUACCUUGUAAUUUUUUCAGUGAAGAAAAACAGGAGCCAUUUCAGGUGAAAGUGGCUUCAGAAGCUCUUUUGAUAAUGGAUUUGCAUGCUCAUGUUUCCAUGGCAGAAGUAAUUGGUCUAUUGGGCGGAAGAUACUCAGAAGGUGAUAAGAUAGUUGAAGUCUGUGCAGCAGAACCAUGUAACAGUCUGAGUACAGGACUACAAUGUGAAAUGGAUCCUGUAUCACAAACACAGGCCUCAGAAGCAUUGGCUGUUAGAGGCUACAGUGUGAUUGGAUGGUAUCAUUCACAUCCUGCAUUUGAUCCUAAUCCUUCCUUACGAGAUAUUGACACGCAAGCCAAAUACCAGACUUACUUCUCCAGAGGAGGUGCAAAAUUCAUUGGAAUGAUUGUUAGUCCCUAUAAUCGAAACAAUCCUUUACCAUAUUCUCAGAUUACCUGCCUUGUUAUAAGUGAGGAAAUGAGCCAAGAUGGCUCUUACCGUUUACCUUACAAAUUUGAAGUACAACAGAUGUUAGAAGAACCUCGGUGGGGAUUAGUGUUUGAAAAGACAAGAUGGAUAAUAGAAAAAUACAGGCUCUCCCAUAGCAGUGUCCCCAUGGAUAGAAUCUUUCGCCGGGAUUCUGACCUGACUUGUUUGCAGAAACUUUUGGAAUGUCUGAGGAAAACUCUGAGCAAAGUAGCCAAUUGCUUCAUUGCUGAAGAAUUCUUGACUCAAAUAGAAAACUUGUUCCUUGCCAAUUAUAAAAGCAAGCAAGAAAAUGGAGUGUCUCCGGAGAACUGUACAAAGGAAUUAUUAAUGUAAUUAUUUUAAAAUAAGACAUUUUAAUCUGAUAAUGAUAGAGCCUACUUAACCUUGAAAUCAUUGUAAUUUGGGUAAAAGUGGCACAGUUUUGGUAUUUCUUCUCUAGUUCAUAAAAUCCAUACUUUGCCACAUAAAUCAUAUACAAAGGAAGAGAUGUGGACUUGUUUCAUAUUGUGAUUAUCAGGGUGCUAUGUAAUCCAAGGUCUACCACAGUGUUCCAGUCCUGUAUUAUACAACACAAGGCUAUGAAAAUGUAUACGGGUGGUCUGCUUUACUGUUUCGUUCUGAUUGGUGAGUGAAGUGGAUGUCUCUGCUUUUUUAUUUCUUCCCUGAGCUAGUCAUUUAUUAUGUUUUAUUUUGGUAUCUCGUAUCUCAUUAGAAACACUUCCACAUUCCUCUAGUAUAUUCUGAUGAGAUUUGUUUAUUUGUUAUUUGGAGUUGCAAAUGAGAUAUGCUUGAGUGAUCACUGAAAAAAUUAACAUGGUUGAGAACUACUGAUUAAUAAAUCAAACAACAGGCUGUGUGAGGUCAGGAGAAGCACGUGGAGCAAAUCUUAAAAACAGAAGAGAGACCCAAAGGAAAGAAUCAAAUUACCAGUUUUUAAUCAUAGGUGUUUUCCUCCAUUUUAUAAAAUAAGCCAUUUUCUCAACUAUUUAAAGCUUUUUUAAUGGAUUUCACAUACAUAAAAUAAUUAUCUUCAACUGCAUGUCCACAUACAUUAGUGUGUGGUAAAACCUCAUUUUACUGGAACUGAUAAUCAUGGCCCUCACACUAAAUGUUUUUCUCACUUAUCAAGAUAAACAGGCAAAUUACCAUAACGCUUGAAUCAAUCAGAUUUCAUUUGCAAAACAAAAAGGCUUCCAGGACAUAGCAUGUAUUUGGCCCAGUGUCCUAUAUUUUCUGGACCUUAAGUAGAGGUAUGCAGACUUUUUUUAUGUCGAGGUUCAGUUUGUAAACAAUUUUCUGUUUUUCAAGCCACAUAACAGUCUCUAUCAUGUAUUCUUUGUAUUCUUAUAAAGCUCUUUACAAACUGAAAACCAUUUGUAGUUCAGGAUCCUCAGGAAAUACAGGAUGCUAGUCAUUAUUUUCCAGUCCCUGAGCUAGGGAAUUUCAGACAUUAGAAUCUUGUUUUGGAUUCAUGAAUCUGAGACACCAGCUGAUCUUGUGUCAUCUUCAGAUGAUAACAAAACUCAGAAUUGUGACCCAUAAUUAAGUACAGUUUUAAAUUUAUUGCUGCCUCUCACUGAAAUGUAAUAGAUUUGUUCAUUUUUAUUAAACACUUAAUUUACACUAUUUCUCCAAGCAUUCUUACUUGUAACCAUUUCUUUAUAUUCAAGCCAGAUAUGAUUCUGUGGUUUUGUGUUUAUUUGGUUGUAAUCAAUAGCCAAAGCAGAAUAAGGCGGUUUUGGAAGAAGCAUUGAGCCCUUUUUGAGUGACCUGGGUCAUGUCGUAACCUUGUGACUUUGGGAGAUAGAGUUUAGUUUCACUGGGCCCAAAUUUAACUGAGAUGUACAUUAUCUGUUAGUGUCCUUCCAAUUUUAAAGUUGUAUGGUUCAUUGUAAUUAUUGGACUACUCCCCUGUAACUUUAUAUUUAAGGUGGUUCAGUUACCUAAUUAACAUUUUAAAAGAAGAUCAUUGGUAUUGUCUAUCUCUCUGUGCAUCUAGGAUAAACAAUGAAAAGUACCUUAUAAUGUAAUUACUGUGAGGUCCAGGAGUGCAAGAGUUUUAUACCAAAACUCUGGAAACCUUAACUCUUGUCUUGAUUCUAUUAUUAGCUUUGCUGUGUGGUUUUGGUCAAAUCUUACAACCUUUCUGAAUGUCAGGCUCCUCACUUGUAAUUGAAGGGUCUGAAUUUUGUGACUUAUUCCUUUCCAAGUGUAAAAAGGCUGUGGUUCUGUGGGAAGCAAUAAUUCAUUCCCUUGUACUCCUCUUCUUUUGACUGUACUUACUUAUUGUACAUUGGGAAACAGACACUAAAAAGUGAUUUUUAUUAGUGUCUUCUUUUUUUUUAAAGACUUAUUUAUUUAUUUGAAAGGAACAGUUACAGAGAGAGAGAGAUCUUCUAUCUGCUGAUUCACUCCCCCAAACGGCCGCAAUGGCCAGAGCUGAGUGGAUCCAGAGCCAGGAGCUUCUUUCCCGGGCACGUUGUCAGGCAGAUGGAUCACAAAUGGAGCAGUUGAGACUCAAACCAGCACCCAUAAUGGUGGCUUUACCCAUUUUACCACAACACCACCCCUGAGAACACAGUUUUUAAAAUCAUGUUCACUGAGUAUUUUUUUCUGACUAUAGAGUACAUUUGUCUUAUAUCUUUUUAAACGCAGAGAAGUAUAAAUAUCUCAAUUCUUCUAUCUAGAAAACCACAGUUUAAUUAGAUCCUUCCCUUUUUGUUUUAUUUUUGACAGUAUAAUUUUGGACAUUGAACUUUGUUAUUUUUUUUUUAAAGAUUUAUUUAUUUGAAAGAAUUACACAGCCACCUGCUGGCUCACUCCCCAGUUGGCCACAAUGGCCGGAGCUGCACCAAUCUGAAGCCCAGGAGCUUCCUCCGGGUCUCCCAUGUGGGUGCAGGGACGCAAGGCCUUGGGACAUCUUUUACUACUUUCCCAGGCCAUAGCAGAAAGCUGGAUUGGAAGUGGAGCAGCCAGGUCUUGAACCAGUGCCCAUAAAGUAUGCAGGCGGCGGCCUUCCCCGCUACACCACAGCGCCGGCCCCUGAACUUUGUUAUUAAUUUGCUUCCCUCCUGCCCCUUUUUUCUCUUGCCAUGUUCCUAAAACAGCUUUGUAACAGUGGGGUGCACUUUCCUGGCACUGCCAGCCUGGGCCACGCAACAUAGCUGUUGCAAGGCUUCGGAGAAACACAGGGACGUCUAGAACCAAGUGGGAGUAACACAGGAGUCCGGUUCUGAAAAACCUACUUCUAAUAACACAACUGUGGAGAAAGGGCUUGAAAAUACCCCAGUCUCUUCAGCCAGUUUUCUUCUUUCUAUUACUGCACAGUGACUAAAAUAAAGAGCUUAAUUGUUUUUUCUCUUCCUGCCUGGCUAAUGGAAGUUGACACUGAUAUUUAGCUUUCUUUAAAAGUCUGAUUUCAAAGUAGCAUUCAAAAAGAGAAAAGUCAGGGAAACAGAUAGUAAUAGCCAACUCUUUCUCCCUCCAUUGUGUUAGCCCUGAAUCACUGUCUGCUAAUUCUUUUAAAUAAGCUUCAGUUUCCUUUCCCACAGUGGGUUUGACCCUCUCCUCAGAGCCGCGUAGCGAUUUUCACAGGCCCAGGCACUUUGCCUUCUUGGUUCCUUUCUUCCAUGCAAAUAUUACCUUUGCUAAUUGUGUAUGUAUAAAAUGACCUUCUUGCUAUUUUCGAUUAAAACUUUUUUUUCAGUUUAAAAAAGUUCCAUUUUUGUCUCUCAUGAAGUUGAACAAAAUUAGAGCAUUUUUGUGGGCCUUUUUUAAGAUUGAUUUAUUGAUUUGAAAGAGCUGCAGAGAGACAGCAAGCCGCCAUCUGCUGGUUCCCUCUCCAGGUGGCUGCAACAGCCAGGGUUCAUUCAGACCACAGACAGGAGCCAGAGCUUCAUCCAGGUCUUCAUAAGGGUGCAGGGGCCCAAGCUUUUCCCUGCUUUUUCUACUGCUUUUCCCAGGCCAUUAGCAGGGAACUGGAUCAGAAGUGGAACAUGUGAGAUUCCAGCUGUGCCCAUAUGGGAUGCCGGCAUUUAGCUGCUACGCCACAACCACAGUUCCCUUAUGGGUCUCUUGAAAAAAUACACUGUGGGUGUGAAGCGCUGUGCCUAAUGAGUAAGCAGGCCGUGCUGGUGCUGUGACAGCAGUCACUGCUGCCCGCCCCAGCCCCAGCACCGCAGACGCUGGGCUGGAGCACUGCAUUCUGCUCUUCCAGAUCUAGUCUUGCACUUCAUUCUUCCCUGACCGACUGAAACUCAGGAGUGUUGCUUGGGACCUUCAUCCUCAGAAAAACAUAGGAGGCGGUGGUAGUGCUAGUUGUCAGGUGGACCUUUUGUUCUGGUCCUGAGUUUCAGAGGAGCAUCCUGCUUCCAUUCUUUCCUCCCCACCUCUCUCAGACCCUCUCCCUUGUCCUCACUCCCUCUGGUUCCUAGCUCUCUUCAUACAGGCACAGCAUCAUUCUGUCUGUCACUGAAAACCAGGCCUGCAGACGAGAGAUGGACAGACCUGCUCCCAUUCCUUGGGGCUGUUUAGUGGUUAGGGAGGGGGGUGAGAUCUGACACGUUCAGUGCGAGGCCUUGCAGCUCUCCGGGUCGCAGAGAGCACCAUGAUCUCAGUGUGCCAACCUGAGCAAGCCUCCUGCUCUUUAGUUUAUCUUCUUCGGGUUUGUUAAGAUGACAUAGGAACUGAUAGGACCAGAACGUCCUAGGAUGCUGCUCUGACUUAGAAAGAGCUGUGUGACGCCUGUCUGACCUGACCGCCUGAAUCAUAGCUGCCCAUCUGCAGGUCAUCAGCAAUCAUCCCAUUGUGGACGCCUCGACAGAAGGAAGUCAGAGCAUGCAAACUGAAUUUUCUUCGCCUAUACUCUCGCCAGUAGCUGUAAACUAAAUCUGCUGUCUUACAUUAUGGCAUUUAGGAAAACUUCUUUCACCUAAGUACAAAGAGAAGCACACAAAUUUUUUUUAAGAAUCCUCUGGCCCAUCAGGAUUAGUAAAAUUCAAUAAAGAAAUUUGGUCUGCAUCUCCAGUUUACCAGUACUUUAGUAGUUUUCUUACAAAUUAAUAUAUUUUGUAAUAUAUCCAGAAAAUUAUUGAGGGAGAAUAUAUAUUUUAGCUUAGCCUUUUUCUUAAAUGGUUUUAUGAGUGCUGUUUCCUCCAUCUCUGUUUUUUUUCUUUUUUUUUUUUUCCCUCUAAGUUCUAAUUGUGUUUUCUGGUAUUUUCUGAAUCUGUUUUCUAAACUACCUUAAGUCCUUCCUGGAACAAGGGAAGGUAUAAAUAUGUUAUCCCUACCUAAAUCAGGAAAAAAUUAAAUUAUCCCGGAGAAGAUGUGAUUAUGCCAAGGACUCUAUGUGGAACUAAAUACAGUCUGUAUUUUUAUUUUCAUCUUUUAGAGUUUAUGAGCAUAUUCAUAAGAAGUUUAAUUUUGGGGGAAGAAUGCCUGAUAUGCUAUUUUUGAGGUUUCCAAGUAUAGUCUCUUAGGAAUUAAGAGGUUUGUUAAAUAUGUCUUUAUUGAUGUAUUCCUGUUUCAUAGAUUACCACGAAACACUUAACGUCAACCUAUGAAUUAUAAAAAUAGUAUUUAGAUUCUAGCCUAAUUUAAAUAGAUCAGUCAUAUAUCUUUAAAUUUGUGGAUUUUACUUGUAAAUAUAUGUUGUAAGCUUACUAGACAUACAAGUAUUGCAUGAUUAUUGAUAAAACUGUUGCUACUGCUUUUCAUCAGUUUGAAUUUUGGAAUGUUCUUUAAUAAAAUAUGACUUAAACUAUUUUGUACAUUAAAUAUGAUACCAUGUUGUAUAUAUCUGUAUUAAAGAAUAUUGUAAAUAUCAAUGUUUGUAGAAUUAUCAAAAGUUUACCUUAAAAAUUAUUGAACUCUUCCUGCCCCAUACUUACUUGUGACAUAUUAUAAA
Lepus europaeus (European hare) is the source of this 8083-nucleotide messenger RNA. It is a transcript of the gene MYSM1, whose product is annotated as Myb like, SWIRM and MPN domains 1. Gene Ontology annotation, biological process: double-strand break repair. Gene Ontology annotation, molecular function: metallopeptidase activity; polyubiquitin modification-dependent protein binding. The coding region runs from base 19 to 2511 and encodes 830 amino acids. Gene Ontology annotation, cellular component: BRCA1-A complex; BRISC complex. The record is from RefSeq and is a predicted model, not a curated record. NCBI's taxonomy places the organism in Eukaryota, Metazoa, Chordata, Mammalia, Lagomorpha, Leporidae. The transcript has 20 exons.